AUGAAGCUCUUCUCGGCUUUCUCCCUGCUGGCAUAUGCGGCUACGACACUGGCUCAGACUUUCGGAUCCUAUACAGACGACAAUGGCAUUACCUUCUGGCAAGCUACCCUUAGCACUGGCGUCGGGACUGGAGGCGGUCAAUUCGGCAUGGCACUGCCUGCCGCUGCACAGGAGAAAUACACUGACGAGUACAUUGGACGAAUGGUAGCUACGAGGCCUAAAAGCGGGACUUGGUUCGGAGUCAGUCACACUAGCAGUAUGACGAGCUCCCUGCUUCUCCUUGCCUGGGUCGACGGCGAGAGCGUCAUGUCUUCCUUUCGCUACGCCUCUGGGUACGUGGAACCGGAUGUCUACACUGGCAACGCUUCACUUUCUGUCAUCGAUUCCGCUGUCAACGAUACGCAUUUCUCCCUAACGUAUCGCUGUGAGAAUUGCUGGAGAUGGGAAGAUGGUGGUGUUUCUGGAAGUCAGGUUCCUGCUACGACUUCUGCUGCUGCACAACUCAUCGGAUGGGUGCAAGCUACAAAUGCACCUACAAAUCCCAGCGAGGCGGAUACGGGGAUCAAGCAGCAUGCCGAGGAUGGCAUCUUUGCUGUCACGGCCGCUAGUGCGAGGAAUACCGCGUAUACUUCUUGGGUUUCUCUCGCUACUGCUACUGCUGCGCCUGCUUCUAGCAGUGCGCCGUUUCCAGCUGGUAAUGGUACUGCCACUGCUACUGCGACCGGGACGGGCUCUGUGGCGUCUUCAACAGCUGCAGCUACCUCCGCGGCAUGUGCUAGCAACAGUACAGUGGUCAGCCAGACGUAUGACUAUAUUGUUGUGGGCGCAGGAGCUGGAGGUAUCCCGCUCGCAGACAAGCUCUCGGAAAACGGCGCCAGCGUCCUUCUCGUUGAACGAGGUCCUCCAUCUUCUGGCCGCUGGGGCGGUACUCUCAAGCCAGACUGGCUCGUCGGCACCAAUCUCUCCCGCUUCGAUGUCCCGGGCCUAGACAACGAAAUCUGGGUCGACUCCGAAGGUAUCGCCUGUUCCGACUUAGACGUAAUGGCAGGCUGUGUCCUCGGCGGUGGAACCGCUGUCAAUGCAGGUCUCUGGUGGAGAGCCAACCCGGAAGACUUCGACUACAAUUUCCCCGAAGGCUGGAAAGCUGCGGACAUGCAACCUGCAAUCGAUCGUGUAUUUGAAAGAAUCCCGUUCACGCAGACUCCUUCUAUGGAUGGCAUUAUCUACAAACCGCAAGGGUACGAGGUUGUUGCUGGUGCGCUGGCUGCUUCUGGAUGGAAGAAUGUGACUGCGGACGAUGUACCAGCACAGAAGAAUUACACUUUCUCGAGGCCGAAUCAUAUGUUCAGCCAUGGAGAGCGUGGAGGACCGAUGGCUACGUAUCUUGUCUCGGCAAGCCAGAGGAGCAAUUUCAAGCUCAUCACCAACACGACUGUCAACCGUGUGGUGCGUGAUGGCAGCACCAUCACCGGGAUCGAAGUUGAAGCCUUCCUGGACGGCGGCGAAUGCGGUACGAUAAAUGUCACGUCUACUACGGGAAAAGUCAUCCUCUCCGCCGGAGCAUUCGGUACACCCAAGAUUCUCUUCCGCUCCGGAAUCGGGCCACAAGAUCAGCUCGAAAUCGUCCAGACUGCUGAGGGUGACAAGAUGAUCAACAGCUCCCAAUGGAUCCACCUCCCCGUCGGCGAAAACCUGGACGACCACGUCAACACCGAGAUCGUCAUCACCCACCCCAACGUCUCCUUCUACGACUUCUACGCAGCUUACGAUUCCCCCAUCCCAGCCGACAAGACCAAAUACCUCGACCAUCGCUCCGGCAUCCUCGCGCAAUCCGCGCCAAACCUCGCCGCCGUCUUCUGGCAGGAAAUCCCAGGCGCCGACGGAAUCACGCGCCAGCUCCAGUGGACGGCCCGCGUCGAGAGCGGGCACGGGGUCACGAACAACAAAUCCAUGGUCCUCUCGCAAUACCUCGGCCGCGGAGCCGUGAGUCGAGGCCGCGCCACCAUCUCCGAAGACCUCAACAUGGUCGUGUCCCGAGUGCCCUACCUCUCCGACGCAAACGACCUCGCGGCCGUCAAGAGCGGCAUCGAAACCCUCCAGAAAGCCCUCGCCGCGGAUCCGCAGAUCCAGAUCGUCUUCCCGGCCGCGAAUACCUCCCUCGACGAGUUCCUCGGCACAUAUCCCCUGACGACGUCGGCGCGGACGGCAAACCACUGGCUGGGGACGUGUAGAAUGGGCACGGCUUCCGGGCUCGAAAAUAACGGCUCCGCGGUCGUCGAUACGGAUACGAAAGUCUAUGGGACGGCGAAUCUGUUCGUCGUCGACGCUUCGGUUUUUCCUGGCAUGGUGUCGACGAACCCGAGUGCUCUGAUUGUCAGUUUGGCGGAACGUGCUAGUGAGAGGAUUCUUGCUCUGGGCGCGCGGAAUGGUGGGGGGAGUAUUGCUACGGCUGGUGGUAGUGGCUCUAGUAGUACCGCGAGUGCUCUUGUUCCGUCUGCGUCUGCCUCUGCUUUGAAUGGGACUUCGACUGCUGCCGCUGCUAUUGGGACGGGAACUGCAGCUCCGUCUGCAUCGGGUCUUCCGCCUGGGACGGGAGGAGAGGCAGGUCUCUAUCAGCAAUGUGACGGCCUGGGAUCCCAAAUCAAGACUUGCGCGAGUGGGUUGAAAUGCGUGAGGCAGAAUCUCUAUUACUGGCAGUGUCUGCGGAGCUGA
Lecanosticta acicola is the source of this 2712-nucleotide messenger RNA. NCBI's taxonomy places the organism in Eukaryota, Fungi, Ascomycota, Dothideomycetes, Mycosphaerellales, Mycosphaerellaceae. The record is from the annotation of a GenBank genome assembly.